Oncorhynchus keta (chum salmon) is the source of this 1938-nucleotide messenger RNA. Its product is annotated as adenylate kinase isoenzyme 1. Gene Ontology annotation, molecular function: AMP kinase activity; ATP binding; nucleoside diphosphate kinase activity. The transcript is spliced from 7 exons. The record is from RefSeq and is a predicted model, not a curated record. Bases 943 to 1527 code for a protein of 194 amino acids. Gene Ontology annotation, cellular component: cytoplasm; cytosol. Lineage: Eukaryota; Metazoa; Chordata; Actinopteri; Salmoniformes; Salmonidae. Gene Ontology annotation, biological process: ATP metabolic process; nucleoside triphosphate biosynthetic process.
AGCUCUGUCAGGUUGGAUGGGUGUUGCUGCACAGCUAUUUUCAGGUCUCUCCAGAGAUGUUAGAUCGGGUUCAAGUCCAGGUUCUGGCUGGGCCACUCAAAGACAUCCAGAAACUUGUCCUGAAGCCACUCCUGCUUUGUCUUGGCUGUGUGCUUAAGGUCAUUGUCCUGUUGGAAGGUGAAUAUUCGUCCCAGUCUGAGGUCCUGAGCGCUCUGGAGCAGGUUUUCAUCAAUGAUCUCUGUACUUUGCUCCGUUCAUCUUUCCCUUGAUCCUGACUAGUCUCCCAGUCCCUGCUGCUGAAAAACAUCCCCACAGCAAGAUGCUGCCACCACCAUGCUUCACCGUAGGGAUUCUGCCAGGUUUUCUCCAGAUGUGAUGCUUGGCAUUCAGGCCAAAGAGUUCAAUCUUGGUUUCAUCAGACCAGAGAAUAUUAUUUCUAAUGGUCUGAGAGUCUUUUAGGUACCUUUGCCAAACUUCAAGCGGGCUGUCAUGUGCCUUUUACUGAGGAGUGGCUUCCGUCUGAAGGCCUGAUUAGCUGAGUGCUACAGAGAUGGUUGUUCUUCUGGAAGGUUCUCCCUUCUCCACAGAGGAACUCUGGAGCUCUGUCAUAGUGACCAUCGGGUUCUUGGUCACCUCCCUGACCAAGGUCCUUUUCUCACGAUUGCUCAGUUUGGCCGGGUGGCAAGCUCUAGGAAGAGUCUAGGUGGUUCCAAACUUGUUCCAUUUAAGAAUUAUGGAGGCCACUGUGUUCUUGGGGACCUUCAAUGCUGCAGACAUAUUUUGGUACCCUUCCCCAGAUCUGUGCCUCGACACAAUCCUGUCUCGGUACUCUACAGACAAUUCCUUCGACCUCAUGGCUUGGUUUUUGCUCUGACAUGUACUGUCAACUGUGGGACCUUAUAUAGACAGUUGAAAGAAACAACCCUUACAUAACAGAUCAAGAUGGCAGACAAAAUCAAGGACACCAAGAUCAUCUUUGUUGUGGGCGGGCCUGGCUCUGGCAAGGGCACCCAGUGUGAGAAGGUGGUGGCAAAGUAUGGCUACACCCACCUGUCCUCCGGGGACCUGCUGCGUGCUGAGGUGGCCUCCGGUUCUGAGAGGGGCAAGACCCUCCAGGCCAUCAUGCAGAAGGGAGAGCUCGUACCCCUGGACACAGUCUUGGACAUGAUCAAGGAUGCCAUGAUCGCUAAGGUUGACGUGUCCAAGGGCUUCCUUAUUGAUGGCUACCCCCGUGAGGUCAAACAGGGCGAGGAGUUCGAGAAGAAGAUCGGAGCCCCCUGCCUGCUGCUGUACAUUGACGCCAAGGGUGAGACCAUGGUCAAGAGGCUGAUGAAGCGUGGUGAGACCAGCGGCCGAGCUGACGACAAUGAGGAGACCAUUAAGAAGCGCCUGGACCUGUACUACAAAGCCACCGAGCCAGUCAUCGCCUUCUACUCCAGCCGCGGCAUCGUCAGGAAGAUCGACUCCGAACUGCCUGUGGAUGAAGUCUUCGGACAUGUUGCCAAAGCUAUCGACGGCCUGAAGUAAAAAGCAAACAUGACUGGAUCUAAAUUUAUUUUUGGUUAUGUCCAUUUUAUGCCGAAAAAAAGCAACAAUCUGCUGAGCCACCUUGGUUAUAAUGAAAGGCCAUUAAAGAACAGCGAUGCCUUAAUUCAACACUGUACUUCUCCUCCAGCAAUAAUCUCUUGUUACAGUUCACCAACCACAACCGACACCGAUAUACGGCCAUAUUUACAAGAAUGUCACAACUUCCCGAGAGUCUACUGUUCACUUCCUGUUUGCCUGCCAUGUCUUGUCCACACUUACAGUACUGUAAGUCUAUGUGUGUGUGUGUAUGUAUGUGUUUGUGUGUGUGUGUCUGUGUGUGUGUGGUUUUCUAAAAACCCUACCUGUUCCUCUGUCUCAUUAAAACAUCACCUUCAAACCCUAACCAAACAA